This is a messenger RNA of Symbiodinium sp. CCMP2456, 927 nucleotides long. Lineage: Eukaryota; Dinophyceae; Suessiales; Symbiodiniaceae. The record is from the annotation of a GenBank genome assembly.
AUGGAAGUUUCUCUGGGCGAUUCGAAGCCAAGGUGCAGCCAGCGCAUGAUAAAUGGAAGCAGCUGCGAAGGGAUGCGAGAGCCGUGGGCAUUGGCUGUGGCCAAGGACAACCUCGACCGGAAGGAUGUGAUCAGCUUCAGUUUGGCCAUCAGCACAUGUGAGCGUCGGGGAAGCUGGCAGCGGGCAGUGGAACUCCUUGCUGGGAUGCCACCAGCAGACGUCCGGCCCGACGUCAUCAGUUUCAACUCCACCACGAGCGCCUGUGGCAAGGGCAGGCAGUGGCAGAUCUCUGUGGGUCUACAGGCCGACAUGAGGAGGACCAAGCUCGCUGUCGACGUGAUCGGCUUCAACACUUGUGCAAGCGCCUGUGGCGCAGCUGGUCAAUGGCAGGCUGCCGUCUGCAACUCCCAUGCCCUGUCUGCGCGGCGGCUGGAGCCAGACACGCGGACCCUGAAUGCCGCCCUGAGCGCCUUGGAGAAGGCAGGUGAGUGGCAGCAAGGUUUGUCCAUGGCCUCCCAGAUGAGACGUCAACAUUUGCAAGCUUCUGUGGUGACCUUCAACACGAGCAUAGCUACACUGCGGCAGAGGUGGGACGCCGGCAUCGAGCUGCUCUGGCAGAUGUCCGCCUUCGGUGUGGAUCCGAACGUGAUCAGCUGGAAUGCCGGCAUGUCUUGCCAAAUCGAUCUGCUGGCCCCGUUGUUCUCCCAGGCCCAGCGGCCCAUGAGCCCGGGAUUGCAAGAAGGCCAGGCGCAAGCCCACGGGCUGCUUGAUGAGCGUACCGUCUCCGCUAGAGCUCAUUGUCGAGCAGAUCCUGAUGCAUCGGAUCGGAUCACCUCGGGGGAGGAGGUGACGGUGGCCCAUGCAGAGGCCCGUCACGCCCCAGCCGAGACGCUGCGAGGACCCAGCGAGCUGGCUAAGCUCAAAUAA